This is a messenger RNA of Stegostoma tigrinum, 2739 nucleotides long. It is a transcript of the gene shisa3, whose product is annotated as shisa family member 3. Bases 1071 to 1865 code for a protein of 264 amino acids. The record is from RefSeq and is a predicted model, not a curated record. The transcript is spliced from 3 exons. NCBI's taxonomy places the organism in Eukaryota, Metazoa, Chordata, Chondrichthyes, Orectolobiformes, Stegostomatidae.
CAGCUCCACACUUUGUUACCGCAGAAAUGUUGUCGGUCAUCAUGUACCCCGUUCUUCGGGACAGUACGUUUACCGUAUGGACUACAGCGGUUCAAAGAAAAGGCUUCAUUCCACCUUCUGAACGGCAGCUAGAAAUGGAAGGUAGCAGCUGUGCCCAGUGAAUGAAAACUAAUGCAACCAGACCGCCACUGAGGGGCGCGGAAAACUCUCCAGAGGGCCAUACCAUUUGACUGAAUCUUCCUCAAACAUCUCGAGUUUGAACUGAAGUUCCUACUACAGACAGAAAUCGAUCCCGCGCGUUUACUGUGUGCUAUCGGUGUUCACGGGGGCGCGUUCAGCGGGGCGUUGGCGCGGGCACGUGCGUCGGAAGCGCGCUCGGCUCGGCUGGGAGGGGCUGGAGCGUGUGGGAGGGAACCUCUGCUGUCCUGCCCAGAGCCCGGAGCUGUCAGCCCCGGGAAGCUCGAACGUUAACACUGAGGUAACUGCGAAGAACAUUUGAACGGGGGUGGGGACAUAUUUGCAACGGGUUGUCAGCCGUUAAUGGUUCAAGAAAAGGUUUUGUCUGUAAAGGGCAGUUCUAUAUUGCCAAGCCCCAUUAGGCGCUUGGGGAACAGAUCAGAUCACAAAUGAUUUUAAACUCAGCUGAACUUUUUUUUUGCCUUCCAUUUGCUAAUGCAAACAGAACAAAUACUGAGUCCUCGGGUCGAUCCGCAUUGACCUGAAAUAAGGCACCUGAGGUUUGCUGGGGAUCUUUUCCUGGAGUUGUGCUGUUAACAAUGAGACUUUCAGGAUAUUCCUGCAGGCUACAAUCUUAAAGAGCCCACUCUCACCGCUCACCAUUGUUUCGGGAAUUGCUUAGAAAGAAAAACUAGUCCAGGCAACGGAAAACAAAACUUUGUUUGCAAGCCAUUUAAAAGAAAAGGACACUUUUGGCCCUAUUAUGAAGCUCUACGUCCGCGCCAUGAGGAGGACUUUUCAAAACAGGAUGAGUUUUAACGAGACGAUGCGAAGUGCAGCAGUUGCGCUGCAGUAAAACGGGGAGAGCGGGUCGCCCAGGGGAUUGAGGCAGGAUGCUGGCUGUGUUACCUUGCCUGGUCCUCGGCCUCUUCACCUGGAGUGUUGGCAUCUGCGGUGCCCAGGGGGAGUUCUGCCACGGUUGGAUCGACAAUGCGGGCAAAUGGCACGACGGCUUCCAGUGUCCUGAGGAUUAUGAUACAACGGACGCCACGACCUGCUGCGGCUCGUGUUCUCUACGUUACUGCUGUGCGGCCGCUGAGGCCAGGCUGGACCAGGGGCUUUGUACCAACGACAGAGAGCAGCAGAACCCCGAUUACUCAGCACAGCCCGUCUAUAUGCCGUUCCUUAUCGUCGGUUCCAUAUUCAUUGCUUUCAUCAUCCUCGGUUCCCUGGUUGCUGUUUACUGUUGUACGUGCCUUAGACCCAAGCAACCAAAUCCGCAGCCAAUGCGUUUCUCAGUGAGGAACCACCAAACAGAGACCAUUCCCAUGAUCCCAACCUUUACACAUUUGAGGACCCCAUCCCGGCAGUCGAGCACUGCCACUAGCUCCAGCUCAACCGGUGGCUCCAUUCACAGAUUCUCCAUCGGCAGAACAGAGUCAGGACACGGGUGCCUGGUGGCAUCGUCGCCGCCGCCGGUUUACAGCUCCCCUGGGUGCCUGCAGACUGCACAGACCCUACAUAUCGGCCAGGCCCCGAGCUUUCUGAUGCCGCAGCAGUAUUUCACUUACACCCUGCAACCAGAGCCAUUCACAACAGGCAAAGGUUUCAACGAUUUCACUCAGAGCCGGCUGAAGACUCCCGCGCAGGACUCCGAGCAAGUGAUAUAUAGUAACGCGGGUUUAUAGAAGAGGGAAAGCAAUUUGAAAGAGUCGAUCACGCUUCGUAAUGACAAGAAUAAGUCCCUCUGCCCUUUUGGGAAGGCUUGUUUCUCCUUUCCUGAUGGAAGACCGCACUCCCUACUUAGUCAACUGGGAACAGGACCGUGUGGGAGAACUGCCUCCGUGCUCAACAGCGGGGUGGAUUUUAAUUCCCCACUCCCCAGUCUAACAAAAGAGCUCUGGAUUAACGGGGUAGAUGGUAAAUAUGGAUGGAGUUCCUCAGCUGAGCCCCGAGCUACUGGUUAUUUCCAACUGUACCUUGAAGAGGAUAAUUUGGCCCAACUUUUCACAUCUUACUUUUCAAUUUUUCUGACAUACAAUCCACGCAACGAACUUUCUUAUUCACAGUUCACUCUCUCUCUCUCUCUCUCUCACACACCACCCACCCGUCUGCAACCGUCUAAGUCAAAUGGAAUAUUCACGCCCCCCCGCCAAUGGAAACUGUUCCGUUUCCCUAUUUUAGCAUCUUGCUGUCCCCAGGCAUGAUGAAAUCGACAAAAUCACCGCCACUGGCCUAACAGUGUAAUUAAUGAAUCCAAUCCCAGGCACGAAAACCAAACAUUUUAAAAUGCGCAAGUAUAGUUUAUAAAAGGUGAGGAAAACAAUCUUUAACCUGCGCAUAAUUGAAGUACCAGAGCUGCCUGGAAAUAAAUAUUUGACUGGGAAAAAAACAACAGAAUUUGAAACAGACUGAGCACUGGCGAUUUAAGAGAAAAUUGACCUUUUAUUCGCUUCCAUACUCAUAUUUUUCCGUAUUGAAUGCCUUAUCUAAAUAUCCAAUUAAAAUGAACAAUUUAUAGACAAAUUAUUCUUAAUUCUCACCUAUGCCUUCAUAUUUACA